Molecule: messenger RNA, 2354 nt
Organism: Conger conger (European conger)
Lineage: Eukaryota; Metazoa; Chordata; Actinopteri; Anguilliformes; Congridae
Product: glycine receptor subunit beta-like
Exons: 10
Coding region: 160-1626 (488 amino acids)
Biological process (GO): chemical synaptic transmission; chloride transmembrane transport; nervous system process
Cellular component (GO): neuron projection; synapse; postsynaptic membrane
Molecular function (GO): neurotransmitter receptor activity; extracellularly glycine-gated chloride channel activity; transmembrane signaling receptor activity
Source: RefSeq, a predicted model, not a curated record
CAUGUGGCAGGACAGGUACAUGGCAAGCACAGACUCCAUCUUUUGCAUCCUUUAGUAGAGCAGUGCAGUGGGAGUUACAUAUAACAUUACCCACUGGGACACAUGCAAGUACAGCAUAUAGCUAAUGUUUCCCUAGGUUAAGUGAUUACACUUUGAAAUAUGAGGGCCCUCAUCCUUGGCCUGGCCCUUGUCUUGUCUGUGAUGGAGGCAUCUGCCAAAGUAAAAUCAUCCAAGAAAGGGAAGAAGGUCAUCUGCCCUUCACAGUUAUCAGCUGAGGAUCUGGCACGAGUCCCAGCAAAUUCAACAAGUAACAUCCUGAACAGGCUACUGGUCACUUAUGAUCCCAGAAUUCGACCAAAUUUUAAAGGUAUCCCAGUGGAAGCCAAAGUGAACAUCUUCAUAAACAGCUUUGGCUCCAUCCAGGAAACCACCAUGGAUUACAGAAUUAACAUUUUCCUGAGGCAGAGGUGGAACGACCCCAGGCUGAGGCUGCCCACAGACUUCAAGUCUGACUCCCUCACUGUAGACCCCAAGAUGUUCAACUGCCUGUGGAAGCCUGACCUCUUCUUCGCCAACGAGAAAAACGCCAACUUCCAUGAUGUCACCCAGGAGAACAUCCUGCUUUUCAUCUUUCGCAAUGGCGAUGUGCUUAUUAGCAUGAGGUUGUCUAUCACCCUAUCCUGCCCACUGGACCUGACCUUGUUUCCCAUGGAUACACAGAAGUGCCACAUGCAACUGGAGAGCUUCGGCUUCACAACGGACGACCUGCGGUUCAUGUGGCAGUCCAGUGACCCUGUGCAGAUGGACGAGAUUGCUCUGCCUCAGUUUGACAUCAAGCAAGAGGACAUCGAAUAUGGAAACUGCACCAAGUUUUACAAAGGGACUGGCUAUUACACCUGCGUGGAGGUGAUCUUCACGCUGCGGAGGCUGGUGGGGUUCUACUUGAUGGGCGUCUACGCCCCCACCCUCCUGCUGGUGGUGCUGUCAUGGCUGUCCUUCUGGAUCAACCCAGACGCCAGCGCGGCUCGAGUCCCCCUGGGAAUCCUGUCAGUGCUGUCCCUGUCUUCGGAAUGCACUUCCCUGGCCUCCGAGCUGCCCAAGGUGUCGUACGUGAAGGCCAUCGAUAUCUGGAUGAUCGCCUGCCUGCUGUACGGGUUUGCGUCCCUGGUGGAGUACGCGGUUGUGCAGGUGAUGCUCAACAGCCCCAAGAGGAUCGAGGCAGAGAAGGCCAAGCUGGCGGCCAAGAACAAGGCAGAGGGGAAGACCCCGGCCAAAAACAACACCAUCAACGGGACAGGGGGCACGCCCAUUCACGUCAGUACGCUGCAGGUAGUGGAAACCAGGUGCAAAAAGGUGUGCACUUCCAAGUCAGACCUGCGAUCCAACGACUUCAGCAUCGUGGGGUCACUGCCCAGGGAUUUCGAACUGUCGAACUUCGACUGCUACGGGAAGCCCAUUGAGGUGAGCAGCGCCCUGGGCAAGUCCCAGGCCAAGAACAACAAGAAGCCCCCCCCGCCCAAACCCGUCAUUCCCUCCGCCGCCAAGAGAAUCGACCUUUACGCACGAGCCCUGUUUCCCUUCACCUUCCUCUUCUUCAACGUCAUUUACUGGUCUGUGUACCUGUGAUGACCUCAUUAAGAGCCUUCCCUCUGAGAUGCAUCUUUUUCUUCUUUUUUUUUUGGGCUAAUAUUUGCUGUUCAUUUAUUUGAUUUUGAUUUUUGAAAUUUUAUUCUUUGCACUAGAAAGCAAAAGGUAUUGCAUUUUUGGCAUUGUGCAACCGAUGUGGAGAAAACAGGCUAACCUUUGCAAAAUAAUAAUUGGCCCUUUGCACUAUUAACGACCGCAUGAUAUAUGAAAGAAUGAUGUGCAGUACUGUAUGUGUGUGCCCAUCCAGCUUUGGUAUGUGAACGUGUGCAGCCGAAGGCUUUGCUUCCAGAAAUGCCGAAUGAUAGACCGCUUGCUGAAGAAGUACUUGUGUGGAAGGAGACCGUAAUGUUGCUAUUUUGUCACCAAUAAAAUAAAUAAAAGUAUAAUACCUUGCAUGUUUAAAUAUGUGAAUCAGUAUAUGCACAAUACGUAAAUGUAUCAUAUACAGUGUAUGUAUGAAUUAUACAUAUGAUAGAGAAUAUAUCUAAUGGAGAAUGAUUUUUAUUCAUGAGAGCCCUUUUUAGAAACAAAAAAAUGUGUUUAUUUUUUCUGAUUGUUGACGUUGUGGUUUAUCCUGAAAAGGGCAUUGAAAGAAACUGCGAAACAGAGCAAUACAAAAGCGGGGCAAUACUUUAAAUCUUUAUUUAAAGAAAUGAGCUGCUCAGCAGAAAAUAAAUGAGCUAAUAAAAGACUGAUGUAAACACCAA